Messenger RNA from Alnus glutinosa, 1351 nucleotides. RefSeq names its product F-box protein At3g07870-like. The transcript is spliced from 2 exons. Gene Ontology annotation, molecular function: protein binding. The coding region runs from base 55 to 1197 and encodes 380 amino acids. The record is from RefSeq and is a predicted model, not a curated record. NCBI's taxonomy places the organism in Eukaryota, Viridiplantae, Streptophyta, Magnoliopsida, Fagales, Betulaceae.
AGAACCGAGAAGACCUUGUAGCCUUUAACCAGACGCAGAGCAAAGGUCGGGAGAAUGGCAAGCUAUCUGCCGGAGGAAGUGGUUGUGAAGAUACUGUCGAGGCUGCCUCCAAAAUGUCUGAUCCGAUUCAAGAGUGUCUCCAAAAGAUGGCGUGCUCUCAUAGGAAACCCUGAUUUCCUCUCCAAAAACCUCCUCAAUCACUCCAUUCUCACCCCAAACCCCAGUCAUCCUCUCCGUCUUAUUCUCUUCUUCGCCGAUGACAUAUCCAAAUCCGGAAAGCGAAUACACUCUUUCCGUUAUUACGACUCCCUCUGCUGCGCGUCUCAAACCCCUCUGAAUUUUCCACCAGCACCACCACACUUUGACAUCGUCGCUUCCUGUAAUGGCUUGCUCUGUCUCUGGGACGUAAUGCUAAGCAACAUCUAUCUCUGGAAUCCCGCCACGUCAUCAGACCUUGAGGCUCUCCCGGCCGCGCCUUCUCGCUGUCACACUGGACUCAGAGUCCCCAACGAUGAUUUUGGGUUCCAUUAUGUGGGGUUCGGUUUCGAUUCGGGAUCCAAUGACUUCAAGGUGGUCACACUUGUAGACGCAGAUGUCGGUAGAUGGUUGAAAGCAGAAAUAUACAGCCUAAGAUCUGGAUCUUGGAGACUGCUUGAUAUGAGCGUGAACAUUGAGAAGCAUCUCAUUUUGCAGAGCGCAGCAUUGGAUGGGAUUUUUCUAUGGUAUGAUUACUACACAUACAAAGAUUAUGUGGACGACAGAAUAGUUGCUUUUGACUUCAGCAAUGAGGAGUUCCGAAUAAUGCUGUUUCCAGAUGCUCGUUUUUUCCGUGCUUACGGUGAAUGCACGCGGACUGUCACGGAGUUGAAGGGAUCUCUUGCUAUGUUUGUUUGUCCUCCUGAUCACUUUCAGAAGAAAAUGAUGUAUUUGGAUAUAUGGGUCAUGCUUGAAUUUGGUGUUAGGGAGUCGUGGACUAGACUUCUUAGCAUUCGACUCCCAUUGCAUUUGAAAAGUCCAUUGGGGUUUUGGAAGAACGGAGAGUUGUUCGUCGUGAAUAGUGAGAGGCAGCUGGUCUUGUUUGAUAUUUUGGCACAAACAGAGACGAAUCUUCAAUUUGAAGGGUCUCGGAACACGUUUCAAGUCGUAGACUACAAGCUGAGUUCGGUUUUGAACAAUGGAGGGGAGGAUAAUCCGUGAGCAUCUUUCCCACCUGCAUGGUAAAGAAGGACGCUUUCACUAAAUUGAAGACCUCAUCUGUGCAUGUAGGAUUGACUCAAGCACUCACCCAUCUUUGAAGCAGUUUGAUUUGAUAUCGAAUUAGUAAAUGGCAAUGUCUGAAACAUUUUAGCCA